AUGCUCGAAGACAAAGUCGUCUGUGUAGGUUCAAAGUACAACCUGCUGUUCUUUGUGUCUGGUGGGGGGAAGUUCAACUACCAGGGCACCAAACGUUGGCUGGAGGACAAUCUGGACCAUACAGACUCCAGUUUGCUGCAGGACAACGUAGCCUUUGUGUUGUGUCUAGACACUCUGGGGAACGGAGACUCUUUGCACCUUCAUGUGUCCAAACCUCCUAAAGAGGGAACUCCUCAGUAUUCUCUACUUAAAGAGCUGGAGAUGGUGGCUGCGAGUCAGUUCCCAGAAGUCAAGUUCUCUAUGGUUCACAAGAAAAUCAACCUGGCCGACAACAUGCUGGCCUGGGAGCACGAGCGCUUCGGGAUCCGCCGGCUGCCGGCCUUCACGUUGUCCCAUCUGCCCUCCCACCGCCUGGCUCAGCGCUCCAGCAUCAUGGACGUGCGGUCAGUGUCCCCCUCCUCUCGCCAUGGAGCGGGAGAGCCCCCUGCUGGGCCUCAUGUCGAUGUGAAGAAACUCAGCAGGAACACCAAGCUGGUAGCAGAGGCACUGGCAAGGGUCAUUUACAACCUCACUGAAAAGGGGGCUCCUGGAGACCUGCAGAUCUUCACUGAACAGAUGCAGGUGCAGGACGAGCAGCUAUCAGCAGUGGUGGACUGGCUCACAGCGCAGCCCAGAGCCGCUCAGCUGGUGAACAAAGACAGCAGCGUGGUGUCCACUCUGGAGUAUCACCUCGGACACUACCUCAAGGAUGUCAAGAGACACUACGUCAAAGCUGACAAAAGGGAUCCAGAGUUUGUAUUCUACGACCAGCUGAAGCAGACUAUGAAUGCUUACAGGUACGCUGUAAUGAGCUCCUCUUCUGAGAUGCUUAAGUGCACUUCAAGCUGAUUUACUGUAGCUUUGUAAAAGCUCACAGCUGUCUGUAAAGUCAUGAGGCUAUUAUCUGCUUUCAAUUAGUCCUCAGUUAACUGUAUUUGAGACUUUCAUCUUUUACCAGUAUGGACCAAAUCCAAACAUUAAAACAGCCAUCACAUAAUGUUAAGGAUGAUUUUUGACUGUUUCUCUUU
Sander lucioperca (pikeperch) is the source of this 1067-nucleotide messenger RNA. Its product is annotated as nicalin-1-like. The record is from RefSeq and is a predicted model, not a curated record. Gene Ontology annotation, cellular component: endoplasmic reticulum membrane. Gene Ontology annotation, biological process: regulation of signal transduction. Lineage: Eukaryota; Metazoa; Chordata; Actinopteri; Perciformes; Percidae. The transcript has 8 exons. Bases 1 to 888 code for a protein of 295 amino acids.